Molecule: messenger RNA, 1089 nt
Organism: Stegastes partitus (bicolor damselfish)
Lineage: Eukaryota; Metazoa; Chordata; Actinopteri; Pomacentridae
Gene: mrpl15
Product: mitochondrial ribosomal protein L15
Exons: 5
Coding region: 66-956 (296 amino acids)
Biological process (GO): translation
Cellular component (GO): mitochondrial large ribosomal subunit
Molecular function (GO): structural constituent of ribosome
Source: RefSeq, a predicted model, not a curated record
CCCUCUCGUGUCACGUGACCUGCGUGUCCUUGGUUUGCUAACUUUGACAUGUGAGCAACACAAACAUGUCUUUCCCCAAAAAACCCGGCAGCAAAGCAUUAGAUGCUUUGCAGAACCUGCCACGGAUAACUUUAGCAAACAUGCGGCCUGAACCGGGAGCCCGACAGGAGGGCAAACGGCGGGGCAGAGGACAGUAUAAGGGCAACAGAAGCGGCCGAGGGCACAAAGGAGAGCGACAGAAAGGAACCCGGCCUCGGCUGGGGUUCGAGGGGGGUCAGACUCCCUUCUAUCUGGCUAUUCCGAAAUAUGGAUUCUAUGAAGGGCACAGUCGCCGUCCACAGUACCAGCCUCUGUCACUGAAACGACUGCAGUACCUCAUCGAUUUGGGACGAGUCGACCCAACCCAGCCCAUAGACCUGACACAGCUUAUCAACGCCAGAGGACUGACUAUCCAGCCUCUGAAGAGGGACUAUGGAGUGCAGCUUGUUGAUGAGGGUGCCGACAUUUUUGCAGCAAAGAUCAACAUUGAGGUUCAGAGGGCGUCCGAGGGAGCCAUAGCUGCCAUUGAAAGGAACGGAGGCGUCAUCACGACCAACUUUUACGAUCCUAUUAGUCUCGCGAUCGUCAUUAAUCCCGUCCCGUUCUUCAUGCGUGGGCAGCCAAUCCCAAAGAGAAUGUUGCCCGGAGAAGAUAUGAUACCGUACUACACAGACGCUGAAAACCGAGGUUACUUGGCAGACCCGGAAAAAAUCCAGCAGGCCCGGCUAGCCCUGGCCCAGAAGUACGGCUACGUUUUGCCAGACAUUUCAAAGGAUGAACUCUAUCACAUGCUGGCCAUGAGGAAGGAUGUUCGACAGAUCUUCUUUGGCCUCGCUCCAGGCUGGGUUGUUAACAUGCCGGAGAAGAAGAUCCUGAAACCAACCGAUGAGAAGCUGCUGAAAUAUUACAGUUCAUAGGUGUUAAAAUAGCGUCUGUGUAGAGUUUCUCUCAGCAAAAGUCAAGGAAGGAGUUUUGCUUGUUGGAAAUCGUAUCAUUUUGUAUGAAAAACAGCAUUCAGUGUGUUGACAUUAAACUUUAUCUUAAAAGCUA